AUGUGGUGGACGAUUUUGGCCUUUUGUGUUUUGUCCUAUGUGGGAAGUGUUAUGACAACCAUCUUCGUCUGUGACGACCAGAAGGCGAAGUACAACUACGGUAUGUGCGCGAAACCGAAUGAGCAGAAACGCGCACAGUUCAGCCUAUGGUUCGCGUACGCAGUAGAUGUAGCUGGUGAUCUCGCAGGUCCGUAUGCCAAUUCUAUCGACUAA
Messenger RNA from Alternaria incomplexa, 213 nucleotides. RefSeq lists its product as uncharacterized. The coding region runs from base 1 to 213 and encodes 70 amino acids. Lineage: Eukaryota; Fungi; Ascomycota; Dothideomycetes; Pleosporales; Pleosporaceae. The transcript has 2 exons. The record is from RefSeq and is a predicted model, not a curated record.